Messenger RNA from Caenorhabditis briggsae, 519 nucleotides. The transcript has 7 exons. Bases 1 to 519 code for a protein of 172 amino acids. Lineage: Eukaryota; Metazoa; Nematoda; Chromadorea; Rhabditida; Rhabditidae. The record is from RefSeq and is a predicted model, not a curated record.
AUGAAUCUAUCAAUUUUCGUGUUAUCUGUUCUAAUUGUUCUAGUGAGCUGCGGUGUUCUCAAAAACACGGAAGACCAUCCAAUUACCCAUCAAGAUACACCAUGUGGUUUAACGAAAUGUCCCGAUGAUCGCAGAUGCGAAUUUCCUGUGAACGAGGAAGAAUGUGAUAAUGAGGAUGGAUGUUCUUCUUCUCCGAAAUGCGUUCCUAUUUCGAUUCCAAAACCAAAAUGUGAGGAAAACGAGGAAUUGAAGGAAUGUGGGUCGGCUUGUGAACCAACAUGUGAUCAGGAACAUCGAGGAUGUUCGGCAGUAUGUCUGACAAAUGUGUGCCAGUGUAAAGAUGGUUUCAUCCGAGAUUCAGUUUUAGGGAAAUGUGUGGAAAAGAAAAAUUGUAGCAAAUGCACUCUAGAGUGUCCAAGCAAUGAAAAAUGUGAGAUUGUGGAGUUGUCAUGUGAGCAGAAGCCCUGCCAAAUGAUGGAUGUAUGCGUCGCUCGUGAGAAUCCACACACUGAAGAAUGA